GCAGACUCACAACUGUGAAGGUCGUGCAUUCAAACCGCAACUGUGCACCGAGGGAUUUUUUUACGACGCAAUUAAUACUUCUUCGUCUUUGUGGAUUAAAGCCUACACAUUCUCAUUGUACUAUCCUGGUAUGGCGGCAAUCAUGACGGAAACGAAGCAACACACAGAUUUCAGCAAGUUGAGUAAAACUCGGGAGUCUGACUGGCCUGCCGUACUUUUCUUCAUACAUAUCCACUUGCUGUCAAUAUACGCCGUAUGGCUCGUCUUCACAGAAGCAAAAUUACUAACUAUAUUAUUCCUUCUCGCCCUUACAUUAUUUGCAACACUUGGAGCUACUGUUGGAGCACAUAGACUAUGGGCACACAACACAUAUAAAGCAAGCUCGGAACUCAGAAUAUUCCUUAUGCUGUGUCAAACUUUAGUUGGACAGGGUUCAAUAUACAACUGGGUCCAGUAUCACAGGUUACAUCACGCUCAAUUCAAAACUGAUGGAGAUCCCUACAAUCCAAGACAUGGAUUUAUUUACGCACAUUUCCUUACAAGGCUGCGUAAACUAAGCGCCUAUCAACUAGCUCUCAAGGACACUAUUGAUAUGUCGGACCUGGAGAAGGACUCCAUUGUCAUGUUUCAAAAAAGGUUUUACUGGAUACUAUACGGUAUAUUAUUUAUUCUUCUUCCAUUAAACGCCCCUCUCGAAUAUUGGAAUGACAGUGUAUUAAGUGCAAUAUUUAUCAUUGGCUUUUUGCGGUACUGUCUCGUGUUACAUGCCUCUUGGCUUAUUGAGAGCGGAAUAGAACUAUGGGGAUUGAAAGAAGGCGAAAAGUUCCCCCCAGACAGCAACCUUGUGUUUGUCUUAAAUAGAACUUUUUGGCCACACUACCACUACAUCUACGCAAAAGACUACAAAUCUGGAGAAUACGGCUCAUACGAUGCGGGGUGCUCCACUACUUUUAUAAAAGUAUUCGCAGCACUUGGCCUAGCAACGAAGUUGGCAACACUCGAACCUCGCACUUUACAAAUCGCUAUGGCGGAGAGCGCCAAAACCAAUAAGCCUAUUGGCGACUGCAUAGAGGAAGCUUUAACAAACCAAAUAAUAAGCGAUGAACACUUUUUAAAAAAGUAAUUUAAAUUAUUUUAAAAGUUCAGUACAACAUGUUCUCAUAAUACAUAUUUAUUAACUAUAACAGUUUUUUUACUUUGUAAUUAGAUAUAGUUAUUUUUAUGUUGUUUUUAUUUGAAGUCGAUAUUUAGGGCACACAAGGUAAGCUGCCUUCUUCUUUUUUUAAAUAGUCAAGAAACCAACUGAUCGACGUGUUAUUACUGUAACAAUUAUUUAAAUGUAAGCAAAGCACUUGAGUCUUCUGUUAUUGUGUCUAUGGUCAACCAAAUUGCAUAACCUCAAAUGAGCCACCUGCUCAUUUUUCACCUGUUAUAUAAAUAAAGAACUUAUGAUUCAA
This is a messenger RNA of Pieris rapae (cabbage white), 1457 nucleotides long. RefSeq names its product acyl-CoA Delta-9 desaturase (gene BmorPDSN). The coding region runs from base 131 to 1123 and encodes 330 amino acids. Gene Ontology annotation, cellular component: endoplasmic reticulum membrane. Lineage: Eukaryota; Metazoa; Arthropoda; Insecta; Lepidoptera; Pieridae. The record is from RefSeq and is a predicted model, not a curated record. The transcript is spliced from 8 exons. Gene Ontology annotation, biological process: unsaturated fatty acid biosynthetic process. Gene Ontology annotation, molecular function: stearoyl-CoA 9-desaturase activity; iron ion binding.